This is a messenger RNA of Chanos chanos (milkfish), 5052 nucleotides long. It is a transcript of the gene ccdc88aa, whose product is annotated as coiled-coil domain containing 88Aa. The record is from RefSeq and is a predicted model, not a curated record. The transcript has 28 exons. The coding region runs from base 1 to 5052 and encodes 1683 amino acids. Gene Ontology annotation, cellular component: cytoplasm; centrosome. Lineage: Eukaryota; Metazoa; Chordata; Actinopteri; Gonorynchiformes; Chanidae. Gene Ontology annotation, molecular function: dynein light intermediate chain binding; microtubule binding. Gene Ontology annotation, biological process: cytoskeleton-dependent intracellular transport; cytoplasmic microtubule organization.
AUGGAAAGCGAGGUUUUGCCAAUUUUGGAACAGUUCAUGCUAACUCCUCUCGUCACCUGGGUGAAGACGUGUGGGCAAAUGAGUGCCCAGGAUGGAAACACUCUGUCAGAAUACACUGAAUUAGUAGAUGGCAUCUAUUUAAAUAAAAUCAUGGAUCAAAUAAAUCCGAAUCCCGCAACCCAGGAUGUAAGAAAAGUGAACAGUGACGCCGUCCAGAGAAGUCAAAACCUGUCUGUUCUUGUCCACCGCAUCAGGACGUACUACCAGGAGACUCUCCGACAGCUGAUAAUGAUGCCCCUUCCAAAUGUGAUGGUGCUUGGCAGGACUCCAUUCUGUGAGCAAAGCUUGGACGAAAUGAGGAGACUGUUACUUCUGUUACUAGGAUGUGCAGUACAGUGUGAGAAAAAAGAGGACUACAUUGAGAAGAUCCAAACCCUUGAAUUUGAUACAAAAGCUGCAAUUGCGUCUCAUAUUCAAGAGGUCACCCACAGUCAGGAGAAUGUGUUUGACCUGCACUGGUUGGAUGUGAGUGACCUUUGUCCUGAGGAGCUGGUGUCUAUGUCCAGGACCAUGGCUGUCCAUCUCAGCCAUUUACUGGACCAACGUGACAAACAGCUGGAGACCAUUAUGGAGCUGACGCAGGAGAGGGAGAGCGUGCAGACUGCAGAGUUUGCCAGCGAUGAGCCCACCACCCCCGCUGAGUCCUCCCGUGCACAUCAGUCUGUAUCUCAUCAGCAGCUGGCCGUGGAGCUGGCUGACUCAAAAGCUAGGAUCAGACGACUCAGGCAGGAACUAGAAGAGAAAAGUGAACAGCUACUGGACUGCAGGCAGGAACUGGACAAUAUGGGGGUAGAGUUCAAGAGGAUUCAGCAGGAGAAUGUGCUGCUGCUCUCAGACGCACGAGCGGUGCGGACAUAUCGCGAUGAGCUGGACGCGCUCAGAGAGAAAGCCCUCAAGGCUGACAAGCUGGAGAGUGAGGUGGGACGCUAUAGGGACAAGCUACACAACAUGGAGUUCUACAGAGCUAAAGUGGAGGAGCUGAAGGAGGACAAUCAAGUGUUGCUAGAGACCAAAUCCAUGCUGGAGGAACAGCUUGAAAGUUCCAGAGCGCGGUCAGAAAAAUCGCACCACUUGGAGAAACACACACUCCAACUGCAGGCCAGGCUUCACGAUAUGGAAGAGGAGAGGGCUCUGGACAAGAGACGUAUCGAGGAGUUGUUGGAGGAGAACGUAGCUCUAGAGCUAGCUCAGAGAAGAACCUUGGAUGAGUCCCUGCACCUGGGCUGGGAGCUGGAGCAGCUCUCCAAAGACCCCCAAACCACAUCUCCAACAGAGCAGAAGUCUCUGGAUCAGGAGGUGACAGAGAGCACGUGCAGCAGGUUGCUGAGGCUGGAACAGGAAAAUCGGAGCCUGCUGAAAACUCUUCAGGAGCUGAGAAGAGCCCGAAGCCCCUCGGAGGGGGGCAGAAACACCAGCCUCACACAGGAGGUGAGGAACACAACAAUUUCUGUGUGUUACUCUUCUCAAACUUCUCCCAACACCCAUGCACUCCAGGAGGAACAGCAGAUGAUUGCGUUUACUAAAAGGAUAAGCUGCCCAGAGUCCAAUCUCCAAGCCCUUAAAGCAGAGAACCAAAAACUCUCCCAGAUGCUUGAGGACAUGAACCGCAAGGUUCAGAACCUUGAAGCACAGCUACAGGACCUUGAGGCAGAGAACCAGUCUCUGCAGGGUAACGUGGAAGAGCUGAGGAUCUCCAGCCGACGCCUAGAACAGCUUGAGACAGAGAACCGGGCCAUGGAACAGGAGAACUCUCAGCUGGAGCGGGACAAGGGUCGCCUGGAGAAGGAAAACCGGCGUCUGCGGCAGCGAGCGGAGAUUCAGGAGGCAACACUGGACAGCAGCAGCCUGAGGCAGGCUGGAUUGGAGAAGGAGAACAGAGCCUUAGCCAAAGAGGUCGCUACCCUCAGGGAAACCCAUACCAGGACCAAAGAGCUGGAGACUGAAAACAAGGAGCUGCUCAAACAGGCAGCCAUCGACAAGCGGACACUGGCCACACUAAGAGAGGAGCUUGUCAGUGAGAGGUUGAAGACACAGCAGAGAGAGAAUGAUCUAGAGAAGUUAACCCACGAACUGGACAGGAUGGGGCUGAACCAGGAGAGGCUUCUGGGUGACCAAGAAACAGCAGACCACAGCCGGUUUAAGAUGUUGGAGAUGGAGUUGGAAUCUUCUCUAAAAAGAUCUCUGGAGAUUAAAGAGGAGAAGAUUGCUGCCUUGGAGGCUCGACUGCAGGAAUCGUCCAGCCUGAACCAGCAGCUGCGCCAUGAACUCAAGACUGUGAAGCAGAACUAUGAGGCGCUGUUGCAGAGGGAGGAGGAGGAGAGGGCUGGAGGAACCUCCCCACCACAGGCUGUGAGGGAGUGGCAGAAGGAGAGUCAGGAGACAACGCGAGAGCUGCUCAGGGUUAAAGAUCGCCUCAUUGAAGUGGAGAGAAAUAAUGCAACGCUGCAGGCAGAAAGGCAGAGUUUGCAUACGCAGCUUAAGCAGGUGCAGGCGCAGUCAGGCGGGCUGAAUGCGCAGAUCGUGGCGCUGCAACGGCAGACGGCCUCUCUGCAGGAGAGCAACACAGCCCUGCAGACGCAGAAUGCCCAGUUGCAGGUGGAAAAGUCUGCUUUGAAUUCCCAGAGUGCUUCACUGAUGGCCCAGAAUUCUCAGCUGCAGAGGCUGCAAUUCAGCGCUGAAGGGGAAAAGGAGAGCGCCGUACGCGACCGCGACGACCUGCGCACGGUCAACGAGCUGUUGCUUCGUGACCACGAGCGUCUGACGGCCCUGCACGAGAAACAGGCCGCCGAGUAUGAGGCUCUUAUAAACAAACACGCCGACCUGAAGACCAGUCACCGCAGUCUGGAGCUAGAACAUCGCUCCCUGGAGGACAGGUAUAACACAUUGCUGCAGCAAAAAGCUCAGUUGGAGGGGCUGCAGAAAGUCCUAAGGGAGGAGCAGGAGAGGAUGCAGCAGGUGACGAAAGAACACAGAGAAGCUGCUGCAGAGUGCCAGAGACUGCGAGAUGAGAAAGACUGGCUAAACCAGACAUACCAGAAGCUGCUGACGGACAAUGAGGUGCUGCAGGCAGACCAUAAGAACCUGAAGAGUGUGCUUAACUGUAUUAAACUGGAGCAGACGCGUCUGGAGUCUGAGCUCUCCCAACUCAAAGAGCAGUACCAGCAACUGGACAUCUCCUGCACCAAACUCACCAACCAGUGUGAGUUGCUAACUCAGCUGAAGGGGAACCUGGAGGAGGAAAACCGGCACCUCCUGGACCAGAUCCAGAGCCUGAUGCUACAGAACCGGACCCUUCUGGAACAGACCAUGGAGAGCAAAGACCUGUUCCAUGUAGAGCAGAGGCAGUACAUAGACAAACUGAAUGAACUGAGGAGACAGAAAGAGAAACUGGAGGAGAAGAUCAUGGAUCAGUACAAAUUUUAUGACCCAUCACCCCCACGCAGGAGAGGGAACUGGAUUGCGCUGAAGAUGAAGAAGCUGAUGAAGUCUCGGAGUCGUGAGCGGGUGAGGUCGCUAACCCCUCCUGCCCGCUCUGAGUCCUGCGAGGGCCUCCCCGAACUCCACUGCCAUGACAACGGUUCCUUUGUUGGCUCCCAGGGCUCAGUGGAGUCUGGUUCCAACUCUCUUCAUGACGACGCCCUGUCCCCCAAGAGAAGCAGCACGCUGAAAAUGUUCCGCGUAAUACGGGGCAAGCCGAGAGAGAAGGACAAAGUCAGGUCCUUCUUCCGUCGUUCUUUGUCCUUGAAUGACCUGCAUCAUCACGCUGAAGGUCACUCGGACGGUGACCUUCAUCAUCAUGCUGAAGGUCACUUGGACGGUGACCUUAAACCUCUGGAAGGGCAGACAGAGUGGGAUGAGAGGUCAGAGCUGCAGACAUCCUCUUUCAGCCACACCACCAAAAUGUCCAUGAACCAUCCCCCAUCAUCAGUGAAUCAUCUGCAUCGGUCUACAGACGACCCAAAGCCAAGGGUUAGGGCCAAAGGCAAAGAGUCCAGAACAGAGACGCCCCCGUCGGGCCCUCGUGAUAACCAUCAAGUACAGGAUGCUGCGGAGGCUGAUGGCCUGGAGAGCCGAGCCCAGAGCGAGAGCAGCGGGGAGUUCAGCCUCAGCGCGGAGAACGAGGCGUGGUCAAACGGCAGCAGUCCCAUCCAGGAACCCCCUUCCCGUCGACCCAGCGACCCCUCUCCCCCAGAUCGGCCUCCGCCGAAGGACGCCGGCAAAAGGCAGGGCUCCUGCUCCUCCGGGCAUGGCUUGUGGAGGUCCAACACCGUAAGAGCGGCCGCCGGCCAAGGGGCGGAGAGGAGGAAGGAACUGCGCAAGACGGAGAGCGUCCGGGUGUACAGCUCCUCGCCCAAGAUCCUGCUGCAAACGCAGAGCAAGUCCUCCUCCAUUUCCGGAUGCCUCGACUGCUUCGCCACGCCGCUGAGGAGGGAAGGCCGCGCUGGAGCCAUAGAGAUGCCCGCCACCUUGCCCCGCGCCAGCAGUGUCAUCUCUACGUCAGAGGGCGCUUCGCGUCGUGCCAGCUUCCACAGCACAGGAUCUGGAAGGUCGGUGGCGCCAUCCCCGAGUAAGUGUUGUCGAGGGUCCCAGGGCCUAGAGGUUCCAGUUCCCCUGAAUGAGUUCCCAGGCAAGGUGGUAGCAGAUGGUUGUCCCUUGGUUGAAGAGGAACCCCUGUUUGGUACAACUUUCACCAUAGACUCAGUCUUCACAGACACUAUUUUCAGCGAACAUGUUCGCUGUGGCCAUAACGACCAGACUGUCCUGUGUCUAAACACAUCACUGGUCCAUAACAUCACUGCUAUGCCAGCUAAGCUGGGCCCACAUGAAACUACUGUGCUCCAUGAUGGAGUGAGUAAGAGCCAAAAUGGUGGUCCAUGUUCAGGACAACAGGACGAUCUGACCAUUAAGGACUUCACCACUGCAAAUCACAAAACUGUUAGCGACCAAUGUGUUAACCCUUCCUCUGAGAACAAGCAGUCUGUAGUUGCAUGA